CCCGCCGCCCCUCGCCCCACGCCCCGCGCCCAGCGCCGAGGAGGUGGACGAGGUGGAGGAGGGAGAGCAGGAGGGCCUCGCGGGCGUCUCCUCCGCCCGCCGCCCCCUCUCCGUCCCCGCCGGAGGCGCGGCCACUGCGACCCAUGCGAGCGCGGCCGGAGGGCAGAUUUGAUAAUGGGCUGCAUUAAAAGUAAAGAAAACAAAAGUCCAGCCAUCAAAUAUACGAUUGAAAACCCUCCAGAGCCUAUCAGUACAAGUGUCAGCCAUUAUGUAGCAGACCACACUACAGUGACACCAUCAUCAUCAGCAAAGGGAGCUUCGGUUAAUUUUAGCAAUCUUUCCGUGACACCAUUUGGAGGAUCCUCAGGAGUAACUCCUUUUGGGGGAGCAUCUUCUUCAUUCUCUGUGGUGCCAACUUCAUAUCCAACUGGCUUAACAGGUGGUGUUACUAUAUUUGUGGCCUUAUAUGAUUAUGAAGCCAGAACUACAGAAGACCUUUCAUUUAAGAAGGGGGAAAGAUUUCAAAUAAUUAACAAUACGGAAGGAGACUGGUGGGAAGCAAGAUCAAUUGCUACAGGAAAGAACGGUUAUAUCCCUAGCAAUUAUGUAGCGCCUGCAGAUUCCAUUCAGGCAGAAGAAUGGUAUUUUGGCAAAAUGGGAAGAAAAGAUGCUGAAAGGUUAUUGCUGAAUCCUGGCAACCAACGAGGUAUAUUCUUAGUAAGAGAAAGUGAAACUACUAAAGGUGCUUAUUCCCUCUCUAUUCGUGAUUGGGAUGAGGUAAGGGGCGACAAUGUGAAACACUACAAAAUUAGAAAACUUGACAAUGGUGGAUACUAUAUUACAACCAGAGCACAAUUUGAUACUCUACAGAAAUUGGUGAAACACUACACAGAUCAUGCUGAUGGUUUAUGCCACAAGUUAACAACUGUUUGUCCAACUGUGAAACCCCAGACUCAAGGUCUAGCAAGAGAUGCUUGGGAAAUUCCUCGAGAGUCAUUGAGACUAGAGGUUAAACUAGGACAAGGAUGCUUCGGUGAAGUAUGGAUGGGAACAUGGAAUGGAACCACAAAAGUAGCAAUUAAAACACUAAAACCAGGUACAAUGAUGCCAGAAGCUUUUCUUCAAGAAGCUCAGAUAAUGAAAAAAUUACGACAUGACAAACUUGUUCCACUAUAUGCUGUGGUUUCUGAAGAGCCAAUUUAUAUUGUCACGGAAUUUAUGUCAAAAGGGAGCUUAUUAGAUUUUCUUAAGGAAGGAGAUGGAAAGUAUUUGAAGCUUCCACAACUAGUCGAUAUGGCUGCUCAGAUUGCUGAUGGUAUGGCAUAUAUUGAAAGAAUGAACUAUAUUCACCGAGAUCUUCGGGCUGCUAAUAUUCUUGUAGGAGAAAAUCUUGUAUGCAAAAUAGCAGAUUUUGGUUUAGCAAGAUUAAUUGAAGACAAUGAAUACACAGCAAGACAAGGUGCAAAAUUUCCAAUUAAGUGGACAGCUCCUGAGGCUGCACUAUAUGGCCGAUUUACAAUAAAGUCUGAUGUGUGGUCAUUUGGAAUUCUGCUGACAGAACUAGUAACUAAGGGAAGAGUACCGUAUCCAGGUAUGGUCAACCGAGAAGUGCUGGAACAGGUCGAACGAGGGUACAGGAUGCCCUCCCCUCAGGGCUGCCCAGACUCCCUCCAUGACUUGAUGAAUCAAUGUUGGAAGAAGGAACCUGAUGAAAGACCAACAUUUGACUAUAUUCAGUCCUUCUUGGAAGACUACUUCACUGCUACAGAGCCACAGUACCAGCCAGGGGAAAAUUUAUAAUCCAAGUAGCCUGUUUUAUAUGCACAACUCUGCCAAAAUGUAAAGAACUUGUGUAGAGUUCUUCACAUCCAGGAAUCAGAAAGAAGAAAAUCUUCACUCUGCAUGUUUCUAAUGGUAAACUGGAAUUCCAGAUACAGUUGCACAAAACCACUUUUUUCCCCAAGUGUUAAACUCUAAAGUACCAAUGAUGAAUUUUUCAGCUUAUUUCGGGGUUCAAAGAAAGAAAAGUUAAUGAUGGCAGUGUGAGUGAGGGCAUGGUAAGAGCGCAAUAAGGCUACUACUUAUAAUCAUUUCUUUAUCUCUAUACUCACCAUUAUUAAAAUUAUUUAUUGUUAUAGGAAAAACUUGAGAGGUAAAAAUUUUUACACCACAGUAAAAUAUAAAAAUAAGGAACUUUUUGGGACCAAAUAAUUCCAUUCCAGUGUUUUUUUUUAAAAAAUCUUGCAUUUAUUAUUCUCAAAAGUUUUUUUUUAUGUUAAACAGCUAAUAUGCAGUCUUAGCAUAUAUCUUCCUUUUGUGCAGGAAUGGGCCAAGGUUUCUCAAAGCCAAAAAAAAAGGAUUAUAAACAACUUCUAAUUCUUAUGUUAGACCUCAGCAGGGGAAUUCAAAAAUAUAAUGCACUGUGCUCAUACUCAUAGUAUGGAACUGACAAGUACAAAAAUAUUUUCAAUCAUUUUCUGAUUAGUUCACUUUAGAAUAGGAAAGGUAACUAGAAAUGAGUUAAAUCUUUUAUAAUGUUUCAUUGCUUUUUUAAAAGGCAAUAUAUAAAUGAAUUGUACUGUCCAAUCCGUGGGAAAAAUCUUUCAUCUUUACAUAGCAUGAAAACUAAGAUCCAGCAUUUAAGCAGACCAUUUUUUAAAAAAAUGCUUGGUACUGUGAGAUAUUGCUAAUGUGUUCUUAUGGGAGUGGGUGCCACAAAUAGAAAAUAUCACCAGAUCAGGGACUUGAAUGCACUUUUGCUAGUAUUGAGUAUAGAAAGAAGAAAAUGUAUUUAAAAGAAAUAGGAGAAAAGAAAAUGUGAAAGUUUUACAGAUAGAGGGAUGGAAUAUGUGUUUAGUGUUGAUGUCAUGGGGUGACAAAUGGCUUCUUUGCUGGCACUCAGAGCUCCUUACUUAGCUGUUUUCUGAGACUUUAAGACUGAAAGACUAAUUUCUCUUAACAUACACACUAAAGAGUGCUAAUCUCAAAGUGGUGAAGCAAAGACUUCACACUAAACACAGCUUUUAUGCAAAACCUUUGUAAAACUGCAGUUUUCACAUCCCUGUUUGAAUCUUCAUAAACAUUUUAGCUAUUCUAGAUGGUUAUCAUUUACCCCUUUAGAAUAUAUUGAUUUUAAAAGGAAAAUAUAUUCUGAAUAAUAGUAGUAAUUUAAAAGGAGGGGACAGUUUUUGCCCACUUAACAGUUCAGAAGUGACAUAUAUAAAAUAAAGACUGAUUUUUCUGGCUCAGAAAGAAAUUCCAAAUAUGGAUUUGAAUAGCAGCAUCACUGGUUUAAGAAUCUAGCAAAAGAGAAACUAAAUCUGAUUUUUAAAAAGUCUAGUAUUUAUGUUUUAAAGUAUCAUAUUUUAUAGUCAGACUUUUUUAAACAUGAGACUCCCCUUUUUCAACUUAGAGUUUUAACUAUCACUGUCUCAUUUAUCAUUAAAUUUAGAAUUCUUUGGCAUGGGAUGUAUGUUUAAGCUAAAACAAUUUUAAAAUGUAACAAAUGAACUUCAUGCAAGUUGGCAACAGUUCUGUUACCAAACAUAAUAGUUCCUUCUUUUUUUCCUAUAACCUGUUUAGUGUUGCAUACUCUCUCCCCAGAGGGUCUCCUAAGAAGAGUGCCAUCAUUAUUGCCCAUAUUGUCUACAACUGUGACAUGUGUGUUCAAAGGGCUUUACAUCAACUAUGAUAUGGUAGAUUUUCUAAGCAUUUUUAAAAAGGUAACAAAAUCAUGUUUAUGUACUAAUUCUGAUCAUUUAAAAAAAAUAAGCCAACAAAAGUUGAUGGUAUUCCUUAUAUUUUAAUUGAAUGGAGCAGUUCCUUGUAAUAAUAAUUGCAUUGGAAGGG
This is a messenger RNA of Dipodomys ordii (Ord's kangaroo rat), 3849 nucleotides long. It is a transcript of the gene Yes1, whose product is annotated as YES proto-oncogene 1, Src family tyrosine kinase. Gene Ontology annotation, biological process: cell surface receptor protein tyrosine kinase signaling pathway; innate immune response; cell differentiation. The coding region runs from base 175 to 1800 and encodes 541 amino acids. NCBI's taxonomy places the organism in Eukaryota, Metazoa, Chordata, Mammalia, Rodentia, Heteromyidae. The transcript has 12 exons. Gene Ontology annotation, molecular function: non-membrane spanning protein tyrosine kinase activity; ATP binding; signaling receptor binding. Gene Ontology annotation, cellular component: extrinsic component of cytoplasmic side of plasma membrane. The record is from RefSeq and is a predicted model, not a curated record.